AUGGUAGCUAGUACAGUACAAGAUUCUCAAGUUUUUCAAAGAGUAAUCUCCGAAAAGUCCCCAAUCCUAACUAAAGCAAACGGGAUGUACAUCACUGUUGAAGAUCCAGUCAGUGGGGAGCAAAAGGAAAUUAUCGAUGCCAUGACAGGUGCGGCAGUGGGUUCCCUUGGUCAUCAGGAUGCUGAGAUCGUUCAAGCUAUGUGUGAUGCUGCGAAGACUUCCAACUAUUCAUUUGGUAUUUAUCUUGGAAACCGUGCCAGUGAAGAGCUCUCUUCUUUUAUUAUAGAACAUUCCCCUAAAGAUCAUUUUGCAUCUUGUUUAUGGGUUGGUUCUGGAUCUGAAGCCAACGAAAACGCAAUGAAGAUUGCCAAACAAUAUCAUCUUGAAAAAGGUGAUAGCAAAAGAUAUAAGUUUAUUUCAAGAUUAAACUCUUACCAUGGUUUCACGAUCGGCUCUUUGUCCAUUGGUGAUGGUAUUAGAAAAGCAGAAUUUAAAGAUAUUCUAUUGUCUGAAGAUCAAACACCAAAGGUUUCAGCAUGUUACCCAUACAGAGGUAUCAAAGGAGGUAUGACAGAAGAAGAUUAUACUAAAGAAUUGCUUGACGAACUUGAGCAGAAGUUUAUUGAAUCGGACCCCAACACUGUCGCUGCAGUUUACUUAGAAACCGUUGGGGGUUCGAGUUUUGGAACAUGUUUACCACCAAAAGGUUAUCUUGAUGGCGUGAAAAGAAUAUGUGAUAAAUAUGGUGCAUUAUUCUGCCUUGACGAGGUCAUGGUAGGUUUAGGUAGAAAUGGUAAAUAUCAUUGUUAUGAAUCAUUCAUGUCACCUGGAUUAGGUCCUGAUUUAAUGACAGUCGGUAAAACCAUCGGGUCCGGUUAUGUUACACUUGCUGGUGUUUUAAUCUCACCAAAAGUUAAGGAUGCGGUUGUUGCUGGUUCUAAUGCCUCCAACGGUGCACAGACAUACCAUUGCCAUGAAUUCAACUGCAAAGUUGGUUUGGAAGUCCAGAAGAAGCUCUGGAGGGAAGAUUACUUCAGCAAGGGUGCUAAAGUAGGUAGAUACAUGAUGGAACAAAUCAAAGAAAGGACCAAGAGUUUCAAGACCGCCGGUGAUGUGAGGGGUUUGCCAUUGUUUUUCUCUGUCGAGCUAUGUGACCCAGUAACAAAACAACCGCUUCCACCAUCAUACAAAUACGCUUACAAGGUUCAAGAUAAAUGCUUCGAAAAGGGAAUCACUACAAUGGGAUUCCAAGGGACCGCCGGUUCCACUACCGAUGCUGAUGGUAAAAUUGUUGGACUUGGAGAUCAUAUCAGUCUUGCCCCAGCAUACAUCAUCACUCAAAAAGAAGGUGAGCUUAUUGUGGAUGCCUUUGUUAGUGCACUAGCUGAAGCUGAAGCUGAAUAUUUUGCCUCUAUAUAA
Pichia kudriavzevii is the source of this 1419-nucleotide messenger RNA. RefSeq lists its product as uncharacterized. Gene Ontology annotation, cellular component: cytosol. Lineage: Eukaryota; Fungi; Ascomycota; Pichiomycetes; Pichiales; Pichiaceae. The record is from RefSeq and is a predicted model, not a curated record. The transcript has a single exon. The coding region runs from base 1 to 1419 and encodes 472 amino acids. Gene Ontology annotation, molecular function: pyridoxal phosphate binding; transaminase activity.